Messenger RNA from Arthroderma uncinatum, 1425 nucleotides. Its product is annotated as D-3-phosphoglycerate dehydrogenase 2. The record is from RefSeq and is a predicted model, not a curated record. NCBI's taxonomy places the organism in Eukaryota, Fungi, Ascomycota, Eurotiomycetes, Onygenales, Arthrodermataceae. Gene Ontology annotation, molecular function: NAD binding; oxidoreductase activity, acting on the CH-OH group of donors, NAD or NADP as acceptor. Bases 1 to 1425 code for a protein of 474 amino acids. The transcript has 6 exons.
AUGGGCUCCCCUCCAAAAGACAUCAGCGGUGCUGCCCGCAGCCUCUCAGACCAGGUCUCAACCAGCUUAAACCUCUCUGUCUCGCCGUCAGCAAACCGAGUAUCUCCUCUGUCCAGCUUCGAUGCCAGAGGCCGAAGGCAGGAAUCCACUGGCUUCCCGCCAAAGCUGCUGAAGCCGUUCGCUACUCAGGAUAUCAAGGUGCUGUUGCUGGAGAAUGUUAAUAUUACGGGACGCAGCAUGCUGUCGGAGCAAGGAUACCAGGUGGAAUUCCUCAAGUCCUCGCUGCCAGAAGACCAAUUGAUUGAGAAGAUCAGGGAUGUACAUGUCAUUGGCAUUCGAUCCAAGACGAAACUCACGGAGAGAGUGCUUCGGGAGGCCCAUAACCUGUUGGUCAUCGGCUGUUUCUGUAUCGGAACGAACCAGGUCGAUCUCCAGUAUGCUGCCAACCAUGGUAUUGCCGUGUUCAACUCCCCCUUCAGCAACUCUCGCAGUGUUGCCGAGCUGAUGAUUGCUGAAAUCAUCACUCUGGCCCGUCAGCUGGGUGACCGUUCCCUUGAAAUGCACAAUGGAACCUGGAACAAGCUCAGCAACAAGUGCUGGGAAGUCCGUGGGAAGGUUCUCGGUAUCAUUGGAUACGGACACAUUGGCUCCCAGCUUUCCGUUCUUGCAGAAGCCAUGGGUAUGACCGUCAUUUACUACGAUGUAGUUAACCUGAUGGCGAUGGGAACCGCCCGCCAGGUCCCCACGAUGCAAGACCUGCUCCAAACAGCCGACUUCGUGACCCUCCACGUCCCCGAACUGCCAGAAACCAAAAACAUGUUCUCUCACAAGCAGUUUGAACAGAUGAAAGAUGGCAGCUACCUGCUCAACGCCAGCCGCGGAAGCGUGGUUGACAUCCCUGCCUUGGUCCAGGCCAUGCGUACCGAGAAGAUCGCCGGUGCCGCUCUAGACGUAUACCCCAGCGAACCUGCAGGGAAUGGAGACUAUUACAACAAAAAUCUCGCACCGUGGGCUGCUGACUUGCGGGGACUGAAGAAUAUAAUCCUAACCCCGCAUAUUGGCGGUAGCACCGAGGAGGCGCAGAGUGCAAUUGGAAUCGAAGUCGGCCAGGCUCUGAUAAGAUAUGUCAAUGAGGGAACUACCCUGGGUGCCGUCAACAUGCCUGAGGUAACUCUCAGGUCCCUGACGAUCGAUGAGCCUAACCAUGCUAGAAUUAUCUUCAUCCAUAACAACGUUCCCGGUGUCCUGCGAAAAGUUAACGAAAUUCUUGGUGAUCACAACGUCGAUAAACAGAUGACCGACAGCCGAGGCGAUGUCGCCUACCUGAUGGCGGACGUUAGCAGCGUUGACUCUGAUAACAUCAAGGAUCUAUAUGAUCAACUAGAGGGACUCUCAUCCCGUAUCAUGACUCGCAUCCUUUUCUAA